AUGCGAAGCGCGUCUGCGAGUCUCGAGAGGGAGGAAGAAGAUCACGGAGUGCAGCUCAAGACGUCGCAAAGGCAGAUUAAAGCUUGUCACAGUCACAGUGCUGGUCGCAGACUACGAACAAACGACGUUAGGAACCACAAGAGAGCAAGACGAGAUGGGGCAGACUGCCGACAAGAUGCCAUAGUGGUUGGCUUACGGUACGCGGGAGCGAUUAUACCGAACCCUCUACUUUAUACGAUCAAGACCACCCUUGAUAUUAUAGAACGCUAUGUGGCAGAGAUGGUGGAUGAAAGCUGGCAUGGAUUUGCAGGUUAG
Molecule: messenger RNA, 315 nt
Organism: Glarea lozoyensis ATCC 20868
Lineage: Eukaryota; Fungi; Ascomycota; Leotiomycetes; Helotiales; Helotiaceae
Exons: 2
Coding region: 1-315 (104 amino acids)
Source: RefSeq, a predicted model, not a curated record